AAAUUAUAACAGAGUAUUUACAAAUAUAUACAAAUAACGAUGUACGAUUCAACCCAGCUUGUAUACUCUAACCCAAAAUAAUCUAACAAAACAUUUCUUUUUAAUUCAAACGCUGAUUAUGUUUGAUUAUACUGUUUAGGUUACUUUGAUUUCACAAAUUGGAUUAUAUUUGGUUUAAUUUUAGAGGCUUUCGUUAACUUCAACCGGCUUAUUUAUUUAUUAAAAAAUUUGCAGUCGACGGUCACCAGCUAGCAGAUAUCGCUAGCGCAUUCCGCGCCAUCCAACAAGCGAGGACAAAUUAAAAGUUAACCCUGAAAUUAAAUCGUUUUGAGGUAACCCGCGACCGUGACCCAAGUUGUAAACAAUUUAAGGAAAAUAUUCUAACUGUUAAGUACGAUUUUGAACGAUAGGAUAGCAAGAUGAGUCGUAAAGAAGCUUUAUCUCAAUUCAUUCAACAAAUUCACGGACGUCCAGUAGUUGUCAAACUCAACAGUGGCGUUGAUUACAGAGGAGUCUUGGCGUGUCUUGAUGGUUACAUGAACAUAGCGCUUGAACAAACAGAAGAAUAUGUCAAUGGGCAGCUGAAAGACAAGUAUGGGGAUGCCUUUAUCCGAGGCAAUAAUGUACUGUACAUAAGCACACAAAAGCGAAGAACUUGAGAUCCAAGUCCCAAUUUUCCUGAAACCACUCACAAUUUCCAAGUAAUUCUCAAAAGUACAUACUUUGAUAAUAAAAAUAUCGUUUAUUUGUGA
This is a messenger RNA of Athalia rosae (coleseed sawfly), 752 nucleotides long. RefSeq names its product U6 snRNA-associated Sm-like protein LSm6. The transcript has 3 exons. Gene Ontology annotation, molecular function: RNA binding. The record is from RefSeq and is a predicted model, not a curated record. Bases 420 to 659 code for a protein of 79 amino acids. Gene Ontology annotation, cellular component: P-body; sno(s)RNA-containing ribonucleoprotein complex; nucleolus. Gene Ontology annotation, biological process: mRNA splicing, via spliceosome; maturation of SSU-rRNA. NCBI's taxonomy places the organism in Eukaryota, Metazoa, Arthropoda, Insecta, Hymenoptera, Athaliidae.